UCAUCACUUUUAUGCUUCCUCGUCCAACACUACCAAGUGACAGUUUUCCUCAACGCUUCAUCACUUUUGGAGUCAAUAAUAUUCCUUCAAAAAAUAAAACAUGAUUAAUUCAGCUAUUAUGUUAUGAAUCUUGGAUGAACUUCUCAAAAAGUUUUCCGAACUUUUUCCUUCCGGAGAAAAUAUUUUCCGGUUAAGUUCUUCUUCGGAAAAAUCAUCCUUGUUGACAUUUCCUGUCAUCAGAAUGGAAAAGUACAAUAAUUGCUGAGAUCGUUUUUGAAUUAUUAAUCGAGAAAAGACAAAAAUUGAUGCCAUUUCUUAUGUGUUUAUUUUUUUGUGACAAAAAGCUUCGAAAAUAAAUUUAAAAAGAAAUUAAAUUCGUUGAAGAAUUAUUUAUUUAAAAAAUAAUCGUUUGGUAAUUUGAAACUUCCAAUUUUGUGAUGUCGUCUGCGCAUUAAAAAUAACUUUCCGUUUAACUGAAACUUCUUAUUCUAUUAAUUUUUAAAAACUUGGGUUGAGUUUGGCUGAAAAACUGCUGCUUUAUUUACUGACUUCAAAAGCGUGCGUUUGUCAAACAUUAACUUUAAAAUAGUUUCCUCUGAAAACGUUUUUAAAAUAAACAGAUAGAGGAACGGGUUAGAACGGACAGAAGUUUCUACUACUCAGUUGUUUCGAAAUCAACACAGAUUUUGCAAGCUGUUUCAAAUGGAAACUAUUCAGUGAAAAUUCUCGCAUCGAAUUUCAGAGUUGCACCAUAUGUGGCAUAUGAUCAGAAUAUUUGAAUUUUUUGGGAUGCGAUUUUCGCAUUCAAUUGAAUGAAUUAUAUAUGUUUUGAUUGUAGAUUUAAAAUAGAAUGCAAUAAUGGAAUGUUUGCGGCAUGAACAUAAAUGACCUUGUGAAUUACAUAUAGAAUUUUGUGCAGUUGUUAUUGUGUGAAGUUGGAUUUAUUGAAUUGAAGGUUGAGAAAAAUAUUAUCACAGUAUGAAGAAUUCAGCAAGUUGGAUGUUAAAUGUGGUGACAGCAAUUGCGGUGUCUAUUUCCGCAAUACUAGGCGAAAAUCUGACGGAAGUGGUUCCUAAAUGCCGUACCGAGCGCGGCUUUGGUCUCAAUUUCGAAGACUACAAGUUGGAUACAUGCGCUCGUUGUUAUGUCUAUCUACCGUCGUUUGCUUUUGUAAGCCCAGAGAGGAAAUUAAGGUACAAUCCCAACACCGGUCUGCUGUAUGAUAUGAGCACGAACACGAGCUGCGUCGCUGAUCCUGACAACACCAGCCAUCCUGUGUAUGACACUUUCCAGUCUGAUCUAUUUGCUCGGAAAUGGAUAGCAUGUUGUAGAGCCGCCAUAGAGUGCUGCCGGAAAAUGCAAACAGAUCCUCAACCACCAGAAGGUACAAAAUAUUGCCCUCGAACCUGGGAUGGCUGGCAGUGCUGGUCGGACACAAAGGCUGGUGAAACUGCAUCGAGUCCAUGCCAGGAGCAUGUGUAUUUCAGAAGCGAGCCUUCCACUUGUCCCAAAUAUGCCGAGAAGAAGUGCUGGGAAAAUGGCACUUGGUACAUCAACGAAAGGAACAAAGAAUGGAGCAAUUACAGCGGUUGUGGACGUGUGGAGAGAAUGCGUCGACUUCAGCAUUUUCACAUUGCAACGUACGCCAUCUCUAUCUUAUUCCUCCUUCCAGCUCUGUUCAUAUUUUCAACAUACAAGCAGCUGCAAGUUCAUCGCAUCACUAUGCACAAGAAUCUGUUCAUCGCCCUCUUGAUAAACGCAGCUCUCGUCAUAUCUUUCAAAACCAUCGUCAUUCUGGAUGAACUUGAUAACUCUGGAAACAGGAGGACCAUACUGGAAGAGAACUGGAUUGGCUGCAGACUGCUUUACAUUCUUACGAAAUAUUCAAGAAUGUGUACCUACAUGUGGAUGUUUUGUGAGGGCUUUUAUCUGCAUAAGCUUAUAGCAGCAGCAUUUGCAGAGCAGAAGUCUUUGUACAUGUUUUAUUUUAUUGGAUGGAUUUUUCCCAUAUUUCCCGUUGGAACCGUUGCUCUCUUGAGGUGGUACUUUGCUGACGAACAGUGUUGGGCUGUUCCAGUGAAACCAUACGAAUGGGUGGCCAAUAGUUUGAAUCUCCUGAGUCUCUUUCUGAAUCUGGUGUUUCUAAUUAACAUCAUUCGAGUUCUGUGGACGAAGCUUCGUGCCACUCAUGCCAAUGAGCCCAGUCAGUUUAGAAAAGCGGUACGAGCCACUCUUGUAUUGGUGCCAUUGUUUGGUCUUCACUUCAUUCUUGUCAUGUACAGACCGCAGAACGGCGACUGCUUUGUUCUGGAAGGCUAUUCUUACUUCAGUUAUGCAAUGGACGGCUUACAGGGUCUGCUGGUUUCUUUAAUAUUUUGCUAUCUGAACGGUGAGGUGAUUGACUUGAUCCGGCGUUCCAUCGAUCGCUUCCGCCUCCGGUAUUCCCUGGACGUCCAUCCAUCGUCUUUCACGACCACUUCCGAGCUGUCCAUGGGCAGGUCCAGACAUUCCACCGACUGUGGCGCCGAAUAUUCUGUCAGACCAUGGCGCCGCAGCACAAAAGGAUGCAACAAUUCACUGGAUCCCCCCACAGAACUGAACACUUUGACUAAUGUGCCCAAGGCAGAAAACUCGAUGGAGACAUCUCUCAUCAUUCAUUAACUACUUUUAUGCGACUAUCUUACAAAAAUAUUCUUGGUGAAUUUCGGUUGUGACUAUUGGAAGUCGCUCAGUAGGUGUAUUGCAUUGAAAAAUGUUUCGCAAACGGAACCUUAUAAUUUGUUAUCGAAGAAAAGUAUGUCAUAGAUAGUUUGUGUCAAGAUAGAAUAUAUGCGUUGAAUGUUCCUGGUUCUUCUAAAAUGUCCUUUUUCUUAAAAAAAGAUUACAUUAUUGACUUCUCAAUGUAGUAUCUGCUUAAAAUAAAGCAGGAAAUUUUUAGGCAUAUUUCUACAACACAAGAAUUAUCAUCAGAACGGCGAAAUGAUGGCGAAGAGGUGAAAGAUACAAUUCUGUUAAAAGUUGAUGAUUUUAUAACGGAUACAUGUUGAAAGGCAAUCUGAUUUCGAAAAGUGGACCAAAUAUUUUCAUUAUUACCACAUAGAAUAAUAAACAUAAUAACUUACUUCAAGACUUGGGACCUAUUUAUACGAAAUGCCGAACAACAUUGUUUCGAUAUCUUCCUGAUAUUGCCCGACAUUCAGAACAUCGGGUAACAUCAUGGAAAUCCUGUACAAUAUUUUGUGCUAAUAGAGAAUUUUCUGAAGCCCGUCCAUUAUCUGAUAAUGCACAUUCUGCUUUGUCCCUGACAAGGUCAGUCCGGCUUCAGGAGUUCAAUGUUAUGGAUGGACAACGCAAAAGAUAGCAGUCGGCCACAACAAAUCCUGUCGAUACUGCUACGUUCAGUGAUGUUAGAGUGGUCGGCUGUACACUAGAAGAAGUCCGGUUUCAGAAUGUAUCGAUUUCUUGUCCGUUCUUUUGGAAAGCAGUGAAUAAGACAAAAGAACAAGCCAUUGAUAUAAAAAUGAAAAUAUUUUUCAAAUCAGAACUGAAAUUUAACAAAUGUUUGUUGUUUUCAAGCAUUAUCCGAAACCGCUCUACUUAAUAUUACUUUAAUGAAAAAUAUUGCAGCAAAUCUUGUGCCCAGUCUAACUCAACUCUAUCGGAAACUAAAUUCUUGAUCGCUUUAUGGCUGGUCCGAUAAAGUAAAAUAUUAUUAUUUUAUUAUAAUAAUAACUAUUGAACAUAUACAUUUUCUUUGAAGAUUUUACCCAUCGUUCAAAAAAUAUAAGUGAAAAAUUAGCCCUUUAUGAAGUUCAGUAAAAAUGUGAAGAUAUGACCCAGUUAAAAGAGUUCUACUUCCUACAUUCCUGUCAACAUAACUUAAAAUAGAAAGACAUACUUCGCAUAGUGUUAUCAUUGAUGCUCAAAUCCUUUUUAACACUAAUUUAAUAGAUUGUUAUUCUUAUAAAGAUGAAACUGAAACUGUCACACGUGAUAGAUUUCGAAUCUUUUUGAAAACGAUUCUUGUAAGAUGCGAAACCGCAUUUCUUCAAUGUGAAACAAGGCUUAGUUACAAGGACGAGUUGUGUCAUUUACGAUGUGACUGCGAAGCCACUUAAAAUACCAGACUGAAACGAUGUUUGAAAAAAAAUGUGAAUAUUUAUUUAUUUCAUAAAUUUCAGGAUUUAAUGGGGCGUUUCAAGUAGAUAUUAGAAUUUGAAUCAUUGUUUUGAUUCCAAAACAAUAAAACAUUCUCAAAGAGACUCAAUGGAUUUUAGUGAAGGAACUAUUUUGCCAUUCCAGAGAUUCACUUAAUGACUGGAUGUUAAAUUUCAACUUCAUUGUUUAUAGAAUAGAAAAGUUGAAGUCACAUUUUAGAGUACAUUCAAGACUUUGAUACAUUGGCUGAUACGUGAAUCACAUGUAAUUCACACAUACUAUUUAAUCGGAUGAUCUUUCCUUACUACAAUUAAAAUAUAGCAAAGAAGGAUUAAUCUGAUUAAAUAAAUGAUUCAAUCGUGAGUCACAGCCCCAAACGUGUUACCAAUUGCUUUGAUUUUCAUAUGGAUUGCAAGUUUUAGUUUAAUUGUAAAUAAAUUCAGUUAGUUUUUAUGCGCGGAACGUGGAACAGAUGUAUAAAGAUAAUUUUAUUUUAUUAAAAGCAAUUGAUAAGAGGUUCAACCAUAAUUUUAGAUUUUUUUCUGUAAAUAAUUCAAUUUAUUUUAUGAAUGUUAUUUUAGAAUGUGUUGUAUUUUCUACUUGUCUUUUGACCACAAAAAAUAAAUAUAAGAUGUUUCAAAAUAAUUGAGAUUGAACAAAAAAGUCAACGUGACUCAUCGGAUAUACAACUAAUAUUUGAAGAGAUUCCGCACUUUGUAGUAACAAAAAGAUGUCUUGAAAUCAUAAUACUAAAUUAAAGCAUCGUGUGGUUAAAUAUUAGAUGCGCAAUUAAGUUUAUCAUGCGAUGAUGUUGAAUUAAUUCCAAUUAGCCGAAUGAAACUUGAGUUAUAAUUAUAACAAACCAUCCAGCUUUUAUUGAUUUACUUUUCGGAUUGUUGAAUAAGAAAAUUAUGACAUCUUGAGAAUAAACCCAUCCAAAAACGCACUGGAAUUGAUGUCGUACAAUCCGUGAAGCUAAUAAACGAAUAUUCUAAAUAUGAGUAUUACUGAUUGGCAUUUUGCCAUUUUUUUUUAAUUUCCUUCUUUGUGCAGAAUAUGGAGAGUUAUUAAAAGUGAAUAAAAGGCGAGUAUUAUAUAUCUCUCUAUAUUUAUGGAAAAUCGUUUCCAGUUUUUCAAGGUAUUUAUAGAAGUAUUAUUUUGUAUUUACAAGUGUACAUAUUGUUAUUAUAUAAUGAUUUAAAAGAAAAAUUGUGUAAUGUAUUGGAAACUUGGUAUAUAA
This is a messenger RNA of Argiope bruennichi, 5398 nucleotides long. RefSeq names its product calcitonin gene-related peptide type 1 receptor-like. The transcript has 14 exons. Gene Ontology annotation, biological process: cell surface receptor signaling pathway; adenylate cyclase-modulating G protein-coupled receptor signaling pathway. Lineage: Eukaryota; Metazoa; Arthropoda; Arachnida; Araneae; Araneidae. Gene Ontology annotation, molecular function: G protein-coupled peptide receptor activity. The record is from RefSeq and is a predicted model, not a curated record. Bases 979 to 2661 code for a protein of 560 amino acids. Gene Ontology annotation, cellular component: plasma membrane.